Molecule: messenger RNA, 2259 nt
Organism: Fusarium venenatum
Lineage: Eukaryota; Fungi; Ascomycota; Sordariomycetes; Hypocreales; Nectriaceae
Source: RefSeq, a predicted model, not a curated record
AUGUUUCAGAUGCCACCUCGCCGUCCCCGAUCUGCUCGACGGAAGUGCGACGGAGUUUUGCAGCCACCAAGUCCAUCGGAUUCUGGGUAUAGUUCCGCAGAGUAUGUUUUCGAAUACUCGCACAAUACCCGGAAAAGAUACUUCCAUUCUUUCGAUGGUUCUGGCCCAGAUGGUACCCCUAUGCUGAAACUACUCGGGAAUGAAGAGCAAAUACCCCCUGCGGCCAAACAGAAGGAGGUCCAGGAUGGAAUUCCUACAACACCCGAGCAUAAUCAUCCCAGGCAAAAAUCAAACGUUGUUUCUCCCUUCAUUUGUCCACAAAGUCCCAAGCGCUUGCCCCUGCAAGAUAAAAGAAUUGACCACAACAGAAGCCUGGAUAGAUACGUUCCAAGACGUGACUUCGUAUCUCCGUCAUCAGAAAGAUAUCGAACUACCAAACAGAGUCAGGAUCUGUCUAGAGAAGAGCGCUUGAAGCGCAACAAGAGUGCCUCGGCCGAUCCCUUUGUUCUCAAACGUCGUGUUCUGGACCCUGACCCACGUUUUCCUUUCAGAGUUGACGACACCUGUCGAGAUAGAGGUGUAGCUUUGGGCCAGCUCCCACAGAACCGAGGAGGCGAGCGUCAGGUUAGCAUGGGAGCCAUGUGGUCAGUUGGAGGUGUUGCACCCAGCACAAUUGCAGUCGAUGACGGGCAAGGACAUUUCGUCCGACGUGGAACAAAUGCCCGCUUAUUUCCCACCCCUUUGCAAGAAGGGCUUGUCAGCACGUCGGUCGAGAAAGAGAAGCAUGAGGGUCGCAUUGCUUCAGCUCUGAAGAUCGAUCAGGUUCGGAAGAUCCUUGAGUUCGCAGAGAAUCAGCAGGUACCCCGAGACCUAAGAUGUCAUGCUCGGCAGACAGAGUUCAGUCAAACAAGUUGGAAUGGGUAUCGGUGGGCCAACAAAGAGGAGUGGUCAACCCCCAUUAGACCAGCAAGACAACGACUUCUCCCAGCUGCUCCGUUCAGGGUGCUUGAUGCGCCGAACCUCAAAGAUGACUUUUACUGCUCACCAUUAGCAUACUCAGCUACCACGCAUAUUCUAGUUUUGACGUCGGUCGCCUUCUCGUCAACGCAAGGAGGCAAAGCCGUGCUUGGAAUCGGGCAUUCUGAUGGCCGGAUCCUUUUCCAAUCCACAUUCGACACACUGCCGCGAUUCGAAGUUCGCCAGGCGUUUCCCAUUUCUUGCGUCAGCUGGCGUCCCACCUGUACUCUACGACCUUCCAAGAACCCUCUCAUCCCUGGCGUUCAAGUACAGACAGAGGAUCUGGUGGUUGGUGACGAUAUGGGUAAUAUCUAUUAUUACGUGGUAGAGUGGCCAAUAGGCUGGGAAAUCACCCGGAACACAUGGCCUGGUGCAGUAUCGUUGAUAGCCAGGAUCAGCAAUAUUCACUGUCAGCAAGUAUGCGGUCUUGCAUGGUCAUAUGAUGGUCGUCUAUUCGCCUCGGGGGGUAAUGACAAUCUUUGCUGUCUUUUCGAUGCUGAACAAGUUGUUGGACGACGACUUGACUCUACUAUGCUAGGGGAUGGAUAUCGAGCGCGUGUCGAAGCUAGCAGCGCCUAUGGUGGUAUUGAGACAAGAGCCACACAGCUGAUAGGUCUCUCUCGAAGUGAUGGUGGUUACACGGCACAGUUGCGAUUAGUGCCAAAUGCCACUGAUGCUGUCCGUUGCCUUGGCCCUGGCAUUGCGAAGCAUUACUGGAGCCAUGACGCUGCUGUCAAGGCCAUAGCUUUUUGUCCUUGGAGGCGUGGAUUAGUCGCAACAGGAGGUGGCUCUAAUGACAAGUGCAUCCACUUCUUUCACACUCCAUCUGGGGCAGCUUUGGCAACGAUAUCAGUAUCCGCCCAGGUCACCUCACUCAUUUGGAACACAACCCGCCGAGAGAUUGCGGCCACAUUCGGUUAUCCUUCGCCAGAGCACCCAUAUCGGGUCAGCGUUUUCAGUUGGCCCGAAUGCAGACAAGUUGCAGCAAUACCUUGGGAGGAUGGAUUGCGGGCUCUUUAUGCUAUUGCUUAUCCUCGAGGGCCAACUUCGGGCGGCCCAGCUGUCACGGGAGGGGGACAGGAAGGAUGCAUUGUUGUUGCAUCGAGCGAUAGAAGCAUUAAAUUCCAUGAAGUAUGGUCGCGAGAAAAGGGCGUAACUGUAGGCGCUACCGGCAUUCUGGCGGGAAGUGAUAUCCUCGAAGGGCUUGAGGGCAUUGACAAAGAAGGAGAUAUUAUCCGUUGA